Branchiostoma belcheri (Belcher's lancelet) is the source of this 1785-nucleotide messenger RNA. RefSeq names its product putative histone-lysine N-methyltransferase PRDM6. The transcript has 10 exons. The coding region runs from base 1 to 1545 and encodes 514 amino acids. Gene Ontology annotation, cellular component: nucleus. Gene Ontology annotation, molecular function: protein binding. Lineage: Eukaryota; Metazoa; Chordata; Leptocardii; Amphioxiformes; Branchiostomatidae. The record is from RefSeq and is a predicted model, not a curated record.
AUGGCACUGUCACAAGUCCCCGCGCUGUCCGUCACCGUGAGACCCGGCGUGACAGACAGGAGAUUGACAGGCGAGUGGCCGCAGCCGCCCCGAGGCCAGCCCAGCUCGUGUGAGUCUACCGUGAUGCAGGUGCACCAACCCGACGUCGUCCUCCUGGCCAGGACGUACAGUUUCACGGCUGAAGACGUCGACUUUUACCUGUACGGCAGGAACCCCGUCCGCACCGUCCAGCUCCCCGGGCUGAAGAGGAAACCACAGGACCCGCAGUGGUGUGACCUGUGUAAGGAGGAUCACCAGGGAGAGUGUCCCGUGCACGGCCCGCUGCACUCCCUCCGGCGGAUGGUAAGCGGCGCUCCUGCCGACCAGAAGCAACCCAGCCAACAGUACCCGUACGCUGUCACUAGUCUACCUGACGAGGUGACCCUGUGCCACAGCAGUAUCCCAGGUGAGGGUUACGGCAUCUGCGCCACCAGGACCAUACCUGUGGGCACCUGGAUCGGACCGUACGAGGGGGUGCGCAUGCGCUCAGGAGAGAUGUCCUGUGCCAUUAAAACAACCCAUUUCUGGGAGAUGUAUGAGAACGGAAUGUUCAACCAUUACAUUGACGGGACCGACGUGCGCCGCGCCAGCUGGAUGCGGUACAUUAGGUGUGCCCGGCACCGGGCCGAGCAGAACAUGGUGGCCACGCAGUACAGGGGCUGUAUCUUCUACAAGAUCUUCAGAGAAAUCAAGGCCGGUGAGGAACUGCUGGUGUGGUACGACCCUGACUCCUACAUACAGUUCAUGGGCGUUCCGCUAGGGCGCAGAAUCAAGGAUGAAGACACGCCACCGUCGGUAACCAUGGUACUGCAGAAGAGCGGGAGUCAAUCGUCGUCCGAGAUGGAAUUCGAAGCUAACAAUGUCGAGACGGAGUCUUCCGGUACCGCCUCACCCAACGGACACACAACUUCAUCCCAGAACAGACCCUCGGCAAGGUAUAAUUCUGUUCGGACAAACCCACCCAAACACACGGGGAUAUUCAGCGCCAGGCCGAGCCGUCAGCGGCGUUCUAACAACACCGUGACUCAGUCUUCACCUGACCAGGCCGAGGUGCUGGGACAGGGGGCAUCUCAGCUGUCCUCCGCGGGGAGGAACAACGAUUUCGCCGACUGGAACCUGUGGAAAUGUGGCCAGUGCUUCAAGACGUUCACGCAGAGAGUGUUGCUACAGAUGCACGUGUGCUCCCGUAACCCGGACCGGCCGUACCAAUGUGGCCACUGCACACAAGCCUUUUCCCAGCCGAUAGACCUACGGAACCACGUGGUGACACAUUCGAGCGAUCGGCCCUUCAAGUGCGGGUACUGCGGCAGAGCGUUCGCCGGAGCCACCACUCUCAACAACCACAUCCGGACACACACGGGGGAGAGGCCCUUUAGAUGUGGGAAGUGCAAAAGACGUUUCUCCCAGGCCACCCAGCUGAGCAGACAUCAGAGGACAUCCGGGGACUGUCAACAGGAGCCUGGGAACGAGACCGAAACGGACGAACAGAGCGAAGCCUCGGCGUAGUUCCCCUCUCGUUCCACAACCCGCACAGGACGACAGUUUAUCUUAAUACGUGUAUGUCCUGUGAUAUAGCUGGUAUAAAACUAUACUAGCUUGAUAAAACGUCAUAGCAUGAACAGUUAACUAGCUAGGCAUCUAUGUUAGACCUGUCCUAUGUUAUACCAGUACGUUGUAUGGAAUAAAUUACAGCUUCGACCAUUAAAAACUUAAUUAAAGUCGUGCUUUCGUGAUGGUAUUUACCUG